AUGCCAGUGCUGGCGCCCGAUGCUGAGUCAGAAAGAGGUAUCCCGAGAUCCCCCUCUGAGGCGCGGCGCUCGGAGGAGGCCAUGGAGGAGCUGGAGCACACCUGCCCUCAGCCUCGCCUGACUCUGACGGCACCUGCUCCAUUUGCAGAUGAAACAAGCUGUCAGUGCCAAGCCCCCCAUGAGAAGCUAACCAUUGCACAAGCCCGCCUGGGAACACCAGUUGACAGACCUGUCAGAGUGUAUGCAGAUGGGAUAUUUGACCUCUUCCACUCUGGCCAUGCUAGAGCUCUUAUGCAAGCCAAAACUCUAUUCCCAAACAGCUACUUACUAGUAGGAGUUUGCAGUGAUGAUUUAACUCAUAAAUUCAAAGGCUUCACUGUGAUGAAUGAAACUGAGCGAUAUGAAGCCCUCAGACACUGUCGUUAUGUGGAUGAGGUCAUCAGAGAUGCACCCUGGACACUGACACCCGAGUUCCUUGAAAAACAUAAGAUUGACUUUGUAGCCCACGAUGACAUCCCGUACUCCUCCGCUGGCUCGGAUGAUGUAUACAAACACAUAAAGGAGGCAGGAAUGUUCGUACCAACGCAGAGAACCGAAGGUAUCUCCACGUCGGAUAUCAUCACAAGGAUCGUCCGGGACUAUGACGUGUACGCCCGGCGCAACCUCCAACGAGGAUACACCGCCAAAGAGCUGAAUGUUAGUUUUAUAAAUGAGAAGAAAUACCGCUUUCAAAACCAAGUGGAUAAAAUGAAAGAAAAAGUCAAGAAUGUGGAGGAAAAAUCAAAAGAAUUUGUUUACAAGGUGGAAGAGAAGAGCCAUGACCUCAUUCAGAAAUGGGAAGAAAAGUCCAGGGAAUUUAUUGGCAACUUUUUAGAGCUGUUUGGACCCGACGGAGCCUGGAAGCAGAUGUUCCAGGAACGAAGCGGCCGAAUGCUCCAGGCUUUUUCUCCCCGGCAGAGCCCCAACAGCAGUCCUACGCGAGGCCGUUCUCCGUCCCGUUCUCCAUCUCCGCCCUGGGUCUUCAAUAAAGCCUCCCCUCCCUCUUCUCCAAAAGCUGCCUCUGCCUCCCUCAGCAGCAUGAGCGAGGGAGAUGAGGAUGAAAAGUAAAAUAUAUAUUUUUUUAACCAUGAGACAGAAGAACAAGCUGUGAACUCAACCGCUGGAUGGGGAGAAGCGUGAGGAACAGCUGGGCUAUCUCUGACAGCAGGGAACGUGCUCUGGGAGAAGAUGCUGAAACCAGACUGGAGCACAGCAAGGGAGAUCUCAGGAAGAGCUUAUCCCAUCCCCGUUCCCUCACGGUGCCCAGAGGCCCUGCCAGCAGCGCUUACCAGACAUGGUAGCGGGGACCGACAGAAAAACAUACACCUUUGUGCAAGUUCCUCUCCAUGUCUUGCUGCUUACAGCUGCUGGGGCCAGGCCGGCUCGGCGGGGAACUCUGCACCGAGCGGGACCGGCAGGAGAAGCCCUGUCGGCUCCUGAUCCGGACCUGGCACACAGGCAACGCGAAGGCCGUGGCCCGUGGAUGGAGAAGAUGCAGUUGUACCGGACCCUGCUAACCUUGAGCUCUUCUGGCACGUGAAGAAAUGGCAUUGCUGCAGCAAAUACAUUUAGAAACGGGAAAUAAAAUUUUACUUUUUUUCUUUUUGAAUGAAAUCUGCCCCAGACCCCAAACCAUGCCAGCGAAAUGGAGAGCUCUCCAGCUGAGUUGGUGGAAAUCCAUUUAAUAUAUUCAAGCUGUUGAAUGCUGCUUGUUGACCAAGCCUCUCUACGGGGUGUAUGUAAAGAGUCAGGCUGCAUUUGCUUUAUCAAAUUGCUCUCCAUGUUCCUAGUGCCUGAACAGCUACCCCAUAACUUCUGUUUUGCUCCCUGGCUUUGCACUUUGGAGGAAAGAAGAUAAAUGA
Messenger RNA from Haliaeetus leucocephalus (bald eagle), 1901 nucleotides. RefSeq names its product phosphate cytidylyltransferase 1, choline, beta (gene PCYT1B). Bases 1 to 1107 code for a protein of 368 amino acids. NCBI's taxonomy places the organism in Eukaryota, Metazoa, Chordata, Aves, Accipitriformes, Accipitridae. Gene Ontology annotation, molecular function: phosphatidylcholine binding; choline-phosphate cytidylyltransferase activity. The record is from RefSeq and is a predicted model, not a curated record. The transcript has 8 exons. Gene Ontology annotation, biological process: CDP-choline pathway.